Molecule: messenger RNA, 4207 nt
Organism: Phodopus roborovskii (desert hamster)
Lineage: Eukaryota; Metazoa; Chordata; Mammalia; Rodentia; Cricetidae
Gene: Herc6
Product: HECT and RLD domain containing E3 ubiquitin protein ligase family member 6
Exons: 23
Coding region: 47-3046 (999 amino acids)
Molecular function (GO): ubiquitin-protein transferase activity
Source: RefSeq, a predicted model, not a curated record
GACCUAGCUGUCAUACCAGAGUUGCGGGUGGCUGGGCUCUGCAGAGAUGUACUUCCAUUGGGCUGCGGACUCACCGCAGCGUCGGUGGCUGAGGGAGAGAAAUGGCCUUAAGCUCUUGCAGGCAGCCAGUGGAGAGCGCCACUCUCUGCUAUUGUUCAGCAAUCACCAGGUGUACUCCUGUGGGGACAACAGCUUGGGCCAGCUGGGCCAGAAGAGAGGGCAGAAUACCAAACGGCCAGAACCAAUUAAGGCUUUGGAUACUCUGCAUGUCAACCUUGUGAGCUGUGGGAAGGAGCACUCCAUAGCUGUCUGCAACGAAGGAACUGUCUUUGCUUGGGGAGCAGGUUCUAAAGGGCAGCUGGGGAUUGGAGAAUUUAAGGAAAUAAGUUUAACGCCUAUGAAAGUAGAAGUUCCAGGUGGUGUAAAAAUAAUCCAAGUUUCCUGUGGACACGACCACUCCUUGGCAUUAUCUGAAGAUAGCCAAGUGUUUUCAUGGGGAAAUAACAGCGAAGGGCAGCUGGGCCUGGGGAAGACCAUCAGUUGUGAGGCCAGCCCACAGAAGGUGAAGUCCCUGGAGGGAAUUCCACUGGCUCAGGUGGCUGCAGGCGGCACUCACAGCUUUGCUCUCUCUCUCACGGGGACUUCAUAUGGCUGGGGGAGCAACAAGGCUGGGCAGCUGGCCCUCAGUGGCAAAAACAUCGAAGCCAUGCAAAUCUACAAGCCUCAUGCAAUUGGUGCCCUGAGAAAUCUAGGUGUGACUUAUAUCAGCUGUGGUUAUGAGCACACUGCAGUACUUACCCAGGAUGGGCAAGUGUUUACAUUUGGAAAAAAUAGCUCUGGGCAGGCACAGGAAAGCCCCAGUAAGAGAAGAGACCCACAACUCGUGGAAGGAAUUGAUGGCCAAGUUUCAAAGAUAGAGUGUGGAAGUUAUCACACCAUUGCAUAUGUCUACACCACUGGUCAGGUGGUAUCUUUAGGCCAUGGACCAAGUCCCACAGGUAACCAAACUCACCAGGAGGCCCCAGCAGAGAGCUCUGAUGUCACCUGCCUGCUCUCUGCAAAAGGCCUCGUGGAUAUUCAAGUCAAAGACAUUUUUGCUGGAGCAUAUGCCAACUUUGUGACAACUCAUCCAGUAUCACAUACCAGGUCCACAAGUGUUUCCAUGAAAAUCCUGCCAAAAAUUAGCCACAUCAACCAGUCGCUAGCAGAGAAAUGGGUAGCAGCAAAAAGAAAAAAAGAACACAAAGAAACCAAAAGGAAAAUCAGCAUAAUAUUUUCAUCUCCUGCUUGUUUGACUGCAAGCUUUUUGAAGAAAAGAGAUACUGAAGAGAAUUUUAUUGAUGUGGACUUAAAAAUGGCAAGGAAUGUCUUCAAGAAGUUAACAGCAGUGAAAUGGAUUUCUUCCUUGAUAACCACAUGUCUUAAGGAUAAUCUGCUCGGACGUCUUCCAUACCAUUCUGUACAUCAAGAUGCUCUAUUGAUUUUUCUUUUGCUCCCAGAAUGUCUACUGAUGCAGAAUGCUAAAAACUGGGAAACCCUGGCAUUUGAAUUUGCAAAGGCUAUUUGUAAAAUGAAUGAGAAAUCAUUAGCAAUCUUGAAAAAGUGUUGGCAAUCUUUGGAAGCUUCUUCUCUGGAUACACUGGUCCAGAUGCUAAAGAAAGCUAUCAUCACCAUCUCUCAACUGCGUGAUACAGCCUCAAUUAGGCAGCAUGGAUGUAAUCUUAAAGAUCUUUUAGAAGUGAUGAAAAAAGUGCAUGAGGCUAACUGCCAACUUCCAGCAAGUGCUUUCGUCAUACCUGAGCUUUCUGCCUUAUUAAACCCUAAUGUAGAGGAAAUCAAACUGAUCUGCCGGCAUAACAAUCAGUUAUCAGAAUCCCAACAACUUGUUUUCAGUGACUUUCUAUUCAGCUUUGAAUUGUCAUCCAAAAUUAUAUUAAUGAAAUGUGACUCAUCUGCAAGACUGGCGUAUGAAGCCAUGACAUCUCUAGGAAGCUUGAGAACAUGUUUAAUACUGAAAGUCAGACGAAGUCACCUGGUUGAAGACACCAUACGGCAAUUAAGUCAUGCUGAAUACAAGGACUUUAAAAAACCACUAGCGGUUCAAUUUAUUAAAGAAAUCCGUGCUGAGGGUGGAGGGGUGACUUCAGAGUUUUUCCAGUGUAUAUUUGAAGAGAUGACAGACCCCAAAUAUGAAAUGUUCAUGUAUCCUGAAAAGGGUUCCAGCAUGUGGUUUCCAGUCACUCCUAAGUUUGAGAAAAAGAACUACUUCCUCUUUGGGGUCUUAUGCGGACUCUCCCUAUCCAAUUUAAAGGCUGUCAACCUUCCUUUCCCACUGGCUUUAUAUAAAAAACUUCUGAAUCAAGAGCCAUCUCUGGAAGAUUUAAAGGAACUCAGUUUCCCCUUGGGGAAGAGUUUGCAAGAAGUUCUAAAUUGUAAGGCUGGUGAUGUUGAAGAACUUUAUAUACAUUUUUCCAUAUACUGGGAUAAAAAAGAUGCUGAGUUAAUUCCCAAUGGGAUCUCUGUACCUGUGAACGAAACCAACAAGAAACUCUAUGUUUCUAAGUAUGUUGAUUACAUUUUUAACACCUCUGUAGACACAAUUUAUAAGGAAUUUUAUAGAGGAUUUUACAAGGUGUGUAACAUGGAUAUAAUUAUGAAGUUCCAGCCUGAAGAACUAAUGACAGCAAUAAUUGGAAAUAAUGAUUGUGACUGGAAACAAUUUGAAAAUAGUUCACUAUAUGAAGAAGAAUAUCACAAAUCACAUCCAACUAUUCUACUCUUUUGGAAGGCUUUCCAUAAAUUAACUUUGGACGAAAAGAAAAAAUUCCUCUUAUUUCUUACAGGAUCUGACAGGUUUCAUGUAAAAGGCCUGUACUAUGAAGGAAUAAAAUUUCGUUGUCCUCAAACUUUCACUGAAAAGGAUAACCCGAGAUCAUUGACAUGUCACAAUAUUCUAGACCUGCCUAAAUAUUCUACAAUGAAAAGGAUGAAGGAAGCACUUCAAGUGGCAAUCAACAAUAACAAGGGGUUUGUCUCCCAAGGAUGAUGACAAUCACCUCCUAGCAUCAUAAUCACUGGCCUCAGGAAUUAGAUCUUUGCCUUUUGGGUUCUUCUGUCUUUCCUUAAUCUAAUUAGUACAAGAGGUUAAAGAAUUUCACUUAGAAUUAGUUGGGUAGUUUUUUAGAUAAGGAAGUUAUGAAUUAAUAUUUGUUAGUGAAACAAAAUUCUGUAAAACAUUUGUUAUAUCCCUAAUUUUGAUAUUAGAAUGUUUGCUUUGGCUGAAAUAUUUUCUGAAGAACAAUUAUCAUUUAAUAAUAUACCAAAUAUUUAAAAUAUUCAGUACUGGGGCUAGAAACAGAGCUCAGUGGUUAAGAGCACUGGCUGCUUUUCCAGAGGACCAGGGUUCAAUUCCCAGCAUCCCCAUGGCAGCUCACAUCCCAACUGUAAGUGCAGUCCUAGUGAAUCAAACAUCCUCUUCUGGCCUCCAAGGCACUGCCUGGGUAUGGUACACAGACAUACAUGCAGACAAAACAUGCACACAUGUAAAUUAAAAAUAAAUAAUGUAGCAUUUAUUUAAAAUGUUAUUGUACCAAUAAUAAACUAUUGAUCUGAAAGAAUGCAUAAUUGAAAAAGCUAGCAAAAUAUACACUGCUUUCAACAUGUUUUUGAGGCAUAUAGAUGUAUGUUUUGUAUUAAGAAUUAUAUUUAAAGUUUUUGAUCUUAGUAAAUCCUAAAUAAUUUAUUUUUUAAAAUCUAUGUGUUGAAAUUUAUGAUUAUUUGAAAGUAUACAUAUGCUUAUUACAGGAUUCCUGAAGUCAUUUUAAAUGUAGAUACUGCUAUUUUGGUAAAAUACUGAGUCAAAUCAGGAACCCAUACCCACUGUCAUUAGAAAAAUGUAAAGAAGUUAAAAUAUGUCUUUGUAUGAUGUUACAGAGUAAAUUAAGCAAUGUAACUACUAUGGGAAAUGACUAAUACAUCUUGUAUACUGGUUUUACUUAAUGUUAAAACAUAAACUGUAUGCAGGUUUGAAAUAAUUUCAUAAACUCAUAUAGUUUGUCCUAAGAAUGGCCUAUAUGCUGCUGUGACAGACCCUCCUCAUAAAAGUCCCUUUCUUUUACGGAUAUUGUAUAAUGCCUUGUGAGACUUUGCAUGUAAGUUGUUUACUGAACUCCAAAAAAAAAACCAAAUAAAACUAAUGAAUGUAGAA